AUGUCGGACUCCUGCCGCUGUCGCUGCGCCGAGGACGGGUACGGGCACGACUGUCUGCCGGCGUACCUGCCGCACGUGGACGGGUGCGACCGCAUGCCCGCCAAGCCGUUGCUGAGCUACACGGUGACGCUGGCAGGGACGCGCAGCGUGACGCCGACGCCGACACCGCCACCGCCGACGCCGACGCCGAGCCUGAGUGUGACGCGCUACAGUCCGACGCACGACGGGCGGACCGAGACGCGGCAGGUGACCGCGACGAAGACGGCGUCGGUGUCGCUGAGCGUGAGCCUGUCGGUGAGCGACACGUGGUGGUGGAGCGACGCGGCGUGCCCGACGCUCACCGUGACGACGACAGCGGCGGGCGGGGGCCUGACGCAGAACGACAUCCGCAGCGGGGGGGGCAACGCCCCGAUACGGCUGAUGGUGGCGCUCCCGCCGCCGUUCCGCUGGGCGAGCGACCCGCAACUCGGCACGCGGCUGAGCUUCGUGCAGGGCUCGGCCGCGCAGCCGAACGGGCUCAGUGGCCCGUGGGGGGCGCUGCUGCGCAGCGCGACGUGGCUUCGCAACGCGACGCAUCCGUUUGCCGUCCUGGAGCUGGCCGUGCCGGUGUACGGCGGCUACUUCAUCGGGGCCGAUGAGACGAUCAUCGUGCGCUGCGACGCGGAGGCGGUGUUAGGUGGCUGCAGGGGCGUGCUGCUUGGCUCCUUCACCGUCACGUCCAACACGCCGCCCGGUCUUGCCGGCGCCCUCUCGGUGAUCACCGGCGUCGUUGCCGGUGCGACGGCAGUUGCCGUGGGGGUGACCGGCGGGCUGGGCUCCAUCCUGGAGAUGCAGGCACUCGGCGUGUUUGCGAGGAUGUCGUGUGCCUCGGCGCAGGAGCGCGCGAGCUCCGUUGCGCUGCCGUACUUCCUGUCUGUCUUCGCCGGCCUUGACCCGCUGUGGAUGGUGGCGGGCAACGCGCUGGUGGCCGCGGCGUUCGGGGGCAUGCACUACGGCCUGACGGUCGCAUUCCAGCGGUGGCGCGGUGUGGACGCGACGAGUGCGUGGGCGGCGAUGCGCUUCCCGAGCCUGACGUACCUCGUGGUGCACGCAAUGCACCUCGGCAUCUUCUUCGGCUCGGUGUUCAUGCUGGCGAUGCCCGGCGCUCGCGUGCAGCACUACGCGAUCGGGGUCGCUGGCGUGUUGUACGGUGUGGCGUUUCCGGCCGGCGCGUGCGUUUUUAUUGCCCACCACACUGGCGCGAGCUUCACCAAGUACUGGCAGUUUUCGAAGAAGCCGCUGCAGGAGCGCCUGCCGUACCCCGUCGGCUACUGGUACCCCGCGGCGCAGCGGCAGAUGUACGGCAGCAUGCUCACGAACAUGAAGGGUAGCUACGUGUACUGGUGCGUGUUCCAGCUCUCGGUGCUGUGCCUGGUGGGCCUGAUUGCGGCGAUGCACCCGCCUGUGGGCAGCUGCCACAUCCUUUACUUCUGCAUGGCGGCGGUGCUGCUUGCGGGCGCGGGCGUGGUGGCCUUCGCGAACAUGAUGCGCUCGGCCCUUCUGACGAUUAUGCACACUGCGAGCUUCGUGCUCCUGGCGGUGCUGUGCCUGAUCAACGCGGCAAACUACCUCGUGCCGAACGACGACGGGGCGAGGGCGUACGCGGCGAUCGUGCUGCUGCUGAUUUUUGUGCUGCUUGCGAUCACGGUGUACAGCGCGGUUGUGUGGUACGUGGAGGAGCACCACUGGCGGCACCUGCGCGAGCCGCAGCGUGGGGCGCUGGAAGCGAUGCUCAACGAUGACGAGGGGAGCGACAGCGACGCGCAAAGGCCCUACGACAAGGCGUCAUCGUCGUACCGUGUGCCCGCACAGCUGCGGCAGGAACGCGUCGCUGGCAACUACGAGAACGCCCCGCCUGUCGUUGGGCGUCCGUCGCGGCCACCGCACGGUGACGCCCACCGAGACGUACUGAGCCUGCUGGACAGCGUGUCGGGUGCCAGCGGCCGCGUUGAUCACGGGCUCCUGUGA
Trypanosoma rangeli is the source of this 2007-nucleotide messenger RNA. Its product is annotated as dispersed gene family protein 1 (DGF-1). The record is from RefSeq and is a predicted model, not a curated record. NCBI's taxonomy places the organism in Eukaryota, Euglenozoa, Kinetoplastea, Trypanosomatida, Trypanosomatidae. The transcript has a single exon. The coding region runs from base 1 to 2007 and encodes 668 amino acids.